This is a messenger RNA of Pygocentrus nattereri (red-bellied piranha), 1359 nucleotides long. RefSeq lists its product as uncharacterized. The coding region runs from base 107 to 778 and encodes 223 amino acids. Lineage: Eukaryota; Metazoa; Chordata; Actinopteri; Characiformes; Serrasalmidae. The record is from RefSeq and is a predicted model, not a curated record. The transcript is spliced from 4 exons.
UGGGUCACGGCUCUCCGUCUUUCUCUCGUGUGUGUAGUGUCAUUUACAAAGGCUGUGACGGCAGUACACCACUUCACUCCAACUGACUUCAUUUGAAAAGAGAGUGAUGAAAGGACUAGAGCUAGAGGAUUCCACAAGUCGCUUUCGAUUCGCUCAGUCAUGUUUGGGCCUGGCAGGCUGCUUGUGUAUCAGCUACGCUGUCUGGACGCCUCACUGGCUGGACGAGAAGGGACUGUGGGCGAACAGGAAUGAGUCCAGUCCAGAUGAUAUUGAAGGUCUGGGGGCUCAAAGAGUCUUUGCUGCUCUUUCUUUCCUCAUGGCCAUUAGCUCAGGAGUUCUGUGUCUGGUCUUCGCUUUCUGCUGGACGUCUCGGACAGUGCGCUCUUACUCCAACACGCGCUCUCUGCUGAUGGCAGGGCAGACACUCUACCCCACCACCCUGUUAUUUAUCACACUCACCCCUACAGGGUUCUUCUUUCUUCUAAGCUGGGCACUCUUUACCAGUCAGCACAUUGCCGAAAUCCAGGACGACAUCACACGCCUGGGCUCCUCCUAUUGGCUGGGCGUGGUGGGCUGGGCUCUGCUGUUGGCCGUGCUGCCGGUCGUGUUUCUGGUAGAGCAGUGUGUGGUGCCGGACGUCCUGCCUGAGCUGAUGAGAGCAGCUGAGACGUGGUGGAAAGCUCCCGAGGUGGCGUACGCUCACUCUUUCAGUGAGAGCUGCCAUAACAAGGGGGAAGAAUUUGACAAUAGGUUAAAGAGGCACCUGUCAGUGCCCUGAGGACGACUGUAGAUGCACAAGAUGAGUUGAAUAUUGCUGCUGUCUCAAUAUCUGCACCCUUGAUUAGCCAAUGGAAGGACUGAGUAGCAGGGGAAUGCCUCCAGAAUCUCAGAAGGCUGUAGAUAGUUUAUUGCACUUUAGCCAGGAUCUGUCAGGCCUCAGAGCCUGAAGAACAAAUGGACUGAAAUUCAUUGAUGGAUGGACAUUAAAGGACUGUUCUUUUCCUAAUAAUUUCUUUCAAGCUAAUGUUGUAAACUACAACACAUUAAAGACUAAAAAUACUAAAUGUUUGCCACCAUCAGUGAGCUAAGACCACACUACUGUAAGUUGUUGGUGCAUGGUGAAGACCCCUGUUAUGUUAUGUUGGAUCAUUUUGAACCUGCAUUCUGAAGUUAAUGCAACCAUAGUCUGAGGUGCAAAUUUGUACUAUGAUUAGCAUGCAUAGAUUUAAGGCUACGAUUUCAUGUGAGCAAGGAUAAGUGAGAGCAGACGAUUUAUUUUGUUGUAACAGCACCCUCAUGUGGUCCAUCUGUUUUGCAACAAUUGCUCAUGUACCUACCAUCAUUAAAGGUGUUUAUACA